Molecule: messenger RNA, 161 nt
Organism: Sphaeroforma arctica JP610
Lineage: Eukaryota; Ichthyosporea; Ichthyophonida
Exons: 1
Biological process (GO): positive regulation of DNA-templated transcription; regulation of transcription by RNA polymerase II
Cellular component (GO): SAGA complex; DUBm complex
Molecular function (GO): transcription coactivator activity
Source: RefSeq, a predicted model, not a curated record
AUGUACGCCGGACUCGAUAUCUACGGCCAAAAGCAGGAGAAAAAUGCCGCAGAUUGGGUGAGAUGCAAGAACUGCAACCAGAGUGUGAAUUCCUCUCGCUUUGCCCCACACCUGGAGAAGUGCAUGGGCAUGGGCCGCAACGCUUCACGACAAGCACGGAG